AUGACAUCUAAAACACCAAGAAUCCUCAUCGUCGGCGCAACCGGCCAGACGGGAAGCGCAACAAUCGCAGCCCUCGCCUCAACCCCCAACCCGCCUCAAAUCCUCGCCCUCACCCGCUCCCCAUCCUCUCCCAAAUCACAAGCCCUUCUCAAACUAUUCACAAACCGCCAUUCAUCAGCAUCCACAACAACAACAACUACACCACCAUCAUCACCAAUAACCCUCAUCCAAGGCACCCCCGAAAACCCAUCCCCCAUCUUCGCCUCCCACCCAGACAUCUCCGCCCUCUACCUCGUGACCGUCCCACCGGGAGACGAAGCGCAAGCCAUACCCCUCAUCGACGCGGCAAUCGCCCACAAGGUACCGCACAUCGUCUUCUCGAGCGUCGACCGCGGAGGCGACGAGCGCUCGUGGACGAACCCGACGCCCGUGCCGCACUUUGCGGCCAAGCACCGCGUCGAGGUGUACCUCCGCGACAAGACGCGCGGGACGCCGACCAGGUGGACGAUUUUGAGGCCGGCGGGGUUCAUGGAUAAUUACCGUGCCGAGGCGGGGGUUAUGGGCUCCGUCAUGGGCGGGCUGUGGGCGACGAUGCCGGCGGGUGGGAAGAAGAUGCAGCUUGUUAGCGCGAGAGAUAUCGGGCUCUUUGCGGCUCGGGCGCUGAUAGAAGGUCCUGGUACUGAGGAUGAAGGAGGAGGAUGGGGUGGUAGGGCGCUGGGGCUCGCUGGUGAUGAGAUUGGGUUCGACGACGCGGAGAAGGUAUUUGAGAGGGUUGUUGGGCAGAGGAUGCCGAGGACGUGGGGGGUUGUCGGUCGGGGUGUGAGGUGGGCCUUUGAGGAUGCCGGGAGGAGUAUGGAGUGGUUUGAGAAGGAAGGGUAUAAGGCUGAUGUUGCGAUGUUGAGGGGCAUGGAGCCGAGGUUGCAGAGCUGGGAGACGUGGUUGAGGGAGAGUAGUGGGUGGGUGAAGGAUGAUGAGUGA
Molecule: messenger RNA, 978 nt
Organism: Colletotrichum scovillei
Lineage: Eukaryota; Fungi; Ascomycota; Sordariomycetes; Glomerellales; Glomerellaceae
Exons: 1
Coding region: 1-978 (325 amino acids)
Source: RefSeq, a predicted model, not a curated record